AUGAAUCCUCCAUCCGGACCUCCACCACCGCCACCAGCCCAUCCGCGCGAAGCAUUUCUUUACAAGUUCAAGGGUGAAUUCAUCGCACUGAUGCUUCACUACAAAGCCGGCAUGUUCAGAGGCAAGAUCAACUGGUCCGUCAAGCUCGUUGAUUUCUUCGAUGUCCUUCUCCAAUCCCCUGCGAUAGACAAGAGUGAGAGGCUCCUCUUCGCAAAACUGGCGUGUCAAAUUGGAACCCUCACUUCGAUCGCAGACCCGGACAACAGUUGGAUUGGUCAGACGACGCGGCAGGAGCAUCAUCACACCAUGCAGCUUUUACGGGCCAUGGUUGAUGUGGAAAAGGCGACGCGGGGACGGCACUCGUUGACCGGAUCGCUGAGGAACGCUGGAUUCAAUAACUUGAGCUUUGAGGUAGGGAUCAAUGGCGCUGGCCAGGUUAGCUCAGCACGGAGCAAGGAGAACGCAAGAUACAACAACCAACCUCCGGGCACACCACUACCAAUGGGCAUGCAAGCGGCGAGCAACAGUCGACCGGUGGAGACAGCAGGGACAGCAGGGACAGCGGGAGCAGCACUACUGAGUGGCAUGCCAGGUGCAGCAUCUGGCAGCUUUCAACUUCCGAUGUUUGACAAUCAAGAUCCGCCGCAGCAGUCAGGUCAUCCUUACAUCCCACCGAGCGCCAUGGACUCCCACUUUGAAGGGUUGGGCGAGUUUCGGAGUCCAAUGCCAGCUGCCAACGACACGAACUCCGGGUCAGCAAGCAAUGCAGGCAAUCAAUGGCAGAAUCAACAACCGACCGCGGACGAUUGGCUCGCGAGGGCAUGGCAAAUGCAGCAAUGA
This is a messenger RNA of Cladophialophora carrionii CBS 160.54, 840 nucleotides long. RefSeq lists its product as uncharacterized. The transcript is spliced from 2 exons. The record is from RefSeq and is a predicted model, not a curated record. NCBI's taxonomy places the organism in Eukaryota, Fungi, Ascomycota, Eurotiomycetes, Chaetothyriales, Herpotrichiellaceae. The coding region runs from base 1 to 840 and encodes 279 amino acids.